Messenger RNA from Durotheca rogersii, 2211 nucleotides. RefSeq lists its product as uncharacterized. Bases 443 to 2125 code for a protein of 560 amino acids. Lineage: Eukaryota; Fungi; Ascomycota; Sordariomycetes; Xylariales; Xylariaceae. The record is from RefSeq and is a predicted model, not a curated record. The transcript is spliced from 2 exons.
UGUUUCAGGUUAGCCAUCUCGCGAAUACAUCAUCGUUUGGUCCAGGGCGGGUCUCGCCGAGCUGAUUGGCAUCCCGGCCCAUCGUGACCUGUCCCUCCAUCGCGAGGAUGGAUAAGAGCGCCUGGUUCUCCUCCCCUCGUCUCGUCUCGUCUGUUCUCGUUCUUCACUAUCUACUGCAUUCUGAUCGACGGUGACCGGGUUUUCCUUUUCUCUGUUUCUUUCCUCUCUAUUAGAUCUCCCUCUCAGGACAGCCGCCAGGAACGUGAUCACGAGUCUCAUCGCUUUCGCCGCAUCAUCGUCGUCAUUACUAUCCUCGUCGCCGUAUAUACACCCAGGAGCUGGUCCUCCCCCUUCUCCUCCUCCUCCGGUCUAUAAUCCGUAAUCGCCCUGCUCGCAUCUAAGCAGACCGUAACAACCCCACCCCCCUGUCCAACCUGUCAACAUGGCUUCUCUGGUAGCAGACAUGUCCUUUGACUUCAUAUUCCCCUCCUGCGAGCCUGCCACGCCGCCGAGCUUCUCUUUCGAUCCGUCUCUUCUUGAGAUCUCUUACGACCCCGGACACGCUCGCUCAAGCUCGUAUGGUUCCUUCUGCUCCACUACCGAGACGUCGCCCUCCGACUCGGUCAGCACACGCGUUACCACCCCUUCGCGCUCGCCGCCGCCCAUCCGCCAGCAUGGCCCUAUCCUGCUGCCGAAGAUCCGCUCGCAAGACCAGGCUAUCGACCCGGCUCCGAAGCGCGUCAAGACCUCGCCUCCUCUCACGCCAAAGCCCAGCCGCAAGGCUGCUUUCCGCCCUUCACAUACCCGGAGCUUCACCAACCCGGAGACACUGAAUGCCUUUUCCCACAACUUCUUCACGCUCCCAGAGGACCAGACAACGGUGUCUCAGUCGCUACUGUGCUCGCCCAUCACCUUCGCCCAGGACAGCAUGCACCACGCUCGUCGCUCUUCCACAGCCAGCCUCGACAGCGCUACGCUAGAGAAGUACGGCUUCCCUACCUACCGUCAAAUGCCAUCCUACGUCCCGGCCGCCCCCCAGCCGCAAAACGAGCAGUUCAUGUACGGCUACGCACCCCGUGCCCCCUCUCCCCUGAGCCUGUGCUCUACGCCGGACCCGACGCCGUCCACCACCAUCAUGGACUUCCUCACCACGCCCAAUCCCGCGCCGUCGCUGGUGCGCACCAUCUCGUUCCCGCUGCGCGACCCCAACACCAAGCACUUCUGGUGGGACGUCCGCCAGAUCCGGCCCUGGACCAACUUCAACCUUAACACCAUCCUCUCCCUGCCGGGGGCUGUCGGGCUCCUCCACAGCCCGGUCCCGCAACCUCUCCUGCCGCAGCCGCCUACUGGCGCACGGCAUCCGGAGACGGAGACGGCGCUGCACAGUAUCUACGCGUCGUACUACGUGCCAAAGCUGAACGCGGCGCUAGCGCUAUCGUCGGCGCGGCCGGUGCAGCUAUCGGUGCCGUCGGGCAAGGCGGCCGCCGCGUCGGGCGACCACGUGCUAGUGGCGAACGUGGCGGGCGAGUCCUCGGCAGCGGCGGCGCUGUUCGGUGGGAAGCCGACGGCGCGCGUGGUCGGGCUCGUCAAGUCGUUCGACCGGUUCAACACGGGGAUGCGCGUCGAGGGCAACGUCAAGCGCGUCGAGUACCUGCGCGGGCUGGCGCACCUGCACCACGCGAUGCGCGAGCACGGCACGCGCUACGGCUUCAUCCUCACCGAGAUCGAGUUGGUCGUGUGCCGCAACGGCGCCGAGGGCACGCCGCACUUCGGGUACCUCGAGGUGAGCAGUGUGCAGCUCGCCACGGCGGCGGCGACCGGCGACGACGCCGACGCCGACGAGGCCCCGCUGACCGCCUGCCUCGCCCUCUGGGGCCUGUGCGUCAUGGCCGGCGACGAAGCCGCCGCCGCCGCCGCCGCCGCCGCCCACCCCCCCUGGAAGGCGGACAUCGGCGCCCCCGCCGAGGGCACCCGCCGCAAGGCCCUGCCCCGCGACACCUGGAUGCCCCAGCCCCAGCUCGCAGAGAAGCGCGAGGCGAAGCGCGCCCGCGGCUGGGUCUUCCCCGAGGACCCGGUCGGCCGGAAGGAGCUAGGCAAGCGGGGCGUGCGGUACGGGAGCUGCUAAUGCUGUCUUCCUCCUGUCUUCCUGUUUUUUUUUAAAAAAAGAAAGAAUAUUUCUCUUUGCGACGAGAGCGGGGGGGCCGGCGAGCA